Messenger RNA from Hylaeus anthracinus, 1452 nucleotides. It is a transcript of the gene Urod, whose product is annotated as uroporphyrinogen decarboxylase. The record is from RefSeq and is a predicted model, not a curated record. Gene Ontology annotation, biological process: heme biosynthetic process. The transcript is spliced from 7 exons. The coding region runs from base 308 to 1378 and encodes 356 amino acids. NCBI's taxonomy places the organism in Eukaryota, Metazoa, Arthropoda, Insecta, Hymenoptera, Colletidae. Gene Ontology annotation, cellular component: cytosol. Gene Ontology annotation, molecular function: uroporphyrinogen decarboxylase activity.
GAUUAAUGUAUUAUUUAAGUAAAAAAAGUGCAAUUCAUGUUAGACUAUUGUUCUUUUCUUUAUGUGAUAUGAUCGAAUAGAACGAAAAGAGUAGUUAGAAAGAAAUAAGUGUUCUUUAAAAUAGAAUUUGAAUACAAUAUAGAUUUUAAUGAUUUUGUUGGUUAGAAGUAACAAGUUAAUGAACGACGGAAUAUAUGAAAGAAAACAAAUAGUACGCACUUUUGCAGACUUUUAAUAUUUCCUCAUUGUAAGUCAGUGAAAUCUGUCACAGCUGCCUAAACCUUACAACUUUUAUUCAACAAUAAUAAUGACACAAGAGGAAUUUCCACCGUUAAAAAAUGACUUGAUCUUGAAAGCUGCACGCGGGGAACCAGUAGAACGUAUCCCAAUGUGGAUAAUGCGGCAAGCUGGAAGAUAUCUUCCUGAAUUUCAAGAAAUCAGAUCAAAGCAUGAUUUUUUUACCGUUUGUCAAACACCAGCUUUGGCCUGCGAGGUUACUUUACAACCUUUGAAACGUUUUGAUUUCGAUGCCAGUAUUAUUUUUUCUGAUAUCUUGGUCAUUCCGCAAGCCAUGGGUUUGACUGUUGAAAUGGUUCCUGGAACGGGACCAGUUUUGCCCAAACCUUUGAACACUCCAUCUGAUUUAGAUAGAUUAGUCUCUGUAAAUGUAGAGAAGGAUUUAAAAUAUGUAGGGGAAGCUAUAACUUUAACACGGCAUAAAUUAGAAGGCAAAGUACCGUUAAUUGGCUUUACUGGUGCACCUUGGACACUAAUGAGCUACAUGAUCCAAGGUGGGGGAAGUUCAACAAUGACUAAACCACGCUCUUGGUUGUACAAAUAUCCACAAGAUUCGCACAAACUUUUACAACUCAUUACGAAUGUCGUAGUGGACUACCUUGUGAUGCAAGUUAAAGCAGGAGCACAGUUAUUACAAGUAUUUGAAAGUCACGGCGAUUUUCUCAACGAUGAAUUAUUCUCAAAUUAUUCAUUUAAAUAUUUGAAGGAAAUUAGUGAAAAGGUCAGACAAAGACUUAAAGAAGAAAAUAUUCCUGAUGUACCAAUGAUUGCUUUUCCAAAAGGUGCAACAAUGAAUUCUUUGGAGAUGUUAGCAAAAUCAAAAAGUUACGAGGUGUUAGGUUUAGAUUGGACCGUGGACCCUUUGGAAGCAAGAGAAAGAUUGGGUCCUGAUGUUACUUUACAAGGAAAUUUGGAUCCAUGUGCAUUAUAUGCUCCCGAGCAAGAAAUAACGAAUCGAGGUCGAGAUAUGGCUAUGAAAUUUUCUAAGACUCGAUAUAUCGCGAAUUUGGGACAUGGUAUUUUUCCAGACACGCCAAUUACAUCCGUCGAAGCAUUUAUCAAGGGAGUUCAUUCAGUGUAAUUUAUCAGGCUGAUUUGUUCUUCCGUAUAUUUAUUACGAUAUAAUUUUAUAAUAAAUUAUUAUUGUUGACAAGC